AUGGCUGUUAUUAUAGGAAAUAUGGAAAAUUGGAAUAAGAAACUUAUUGAAGCUGCUGAAAAGGGAAGAGUAGAAGAAUUGAGGCUUUGCCUAGCGAACGGAGCUAACAUUGAUUCUCAAAAGGAUGAUGGAUUGACAGCAUUAAUGGUGGCUGCCAGGGUAGGACAUGUGGAAGUAUGUCAACUUCUCCUGGAGAACAGAUGUAACAAAGAUAUCACAGAUGAUAGAGGAUGGACAGCAUUAAUGAUGGCUGCCAGUAAAGGACAUGUGGAACAUAGCACUGGAUGGACAGCAUUAAUGUUGGCUGCCAUAUGGGGACAUGUGGAAGUGUGUCAACUUCUCCUGGAGAACAGAUGUAACAAAGAUAUCACAUCAAGUGAUGGACAAACCGCUUUACAUCUGGCUGCUAAGUGGGGACGUCUACAGACCACAAGAUAUCUCGUAGAACAAGCUAGUAUCAGUCCCUUGGUCAAAACACAUCAGGGUAAGACUCCAUACGAUCUAGCAACAGAAAAUAAAUAUGGGCAGAAUAAAGAAGUGAUGGAAUACUUACAGACUGCUGUACUAAGGAUGAAAGAUAAUAAAGUUCCAACUGAAAUAGAAUUAAUGGCUGACAAAAGAUCUGUUCCUUUGUACCUCAAAUUACUCGAGUCAGGAUCUGAGAAAAAAAGAGACAUACGUUUAGUAAUAGUUGGGAAGAAAGGUGCGGGUAAGACUUCAUUGGUUAACAGGUUAUUCAAAGAAGGAAAAAAAACUGGUGGACCCUCAUCAUUUUUAAAAAGAUUGUUUGGAAGAAAUAAUGCAGAUGUUACAAGCACAAAUGGAAUAGAAAUUCAUGUGAUAAAAUGUAAAGCAAAAUUUGGUGAUAGCAUUUGGAAUAAAUUAGAAGGUAACUAUAAAGCAACUGAACUUAAUGCAAGAUUAUUAAAACCAUAUGAAGAAACACUAACCAAUAAGCAUAGCUUAGCCAGCAUUGAAAAAGCAGCCCACAAUACCUUUAACGACAACACUUCACCGACAGGUUUUGAAGAAUCAAAGGUACCUUUAUCAACUUCUCAGCCUUCAAAACUAAAACAUCCAGUAGACACUGAAUGUAAAGAACAAACACAAGUAGACUCUCAAAUUGAACGCCUAGUAGCCACUGCCUGUACAGAAGACACUCAAGUUAAACAUUCAGACAGAGCUCAGGAAACGGUUAAAGACAAUACCUGCAUAACCAUUUUGUACAGACGUGUUGAUGAAUCAAAUGAUUCAACAUUUUUUUCUCAGCAGCAUGAAAAAAUGAAACCUCCAGUAGUCACUCAAGUUGAACCUCCGGUAACCACUAAAUCUAAAAUAACCAACACUGACCAUCGACAGGAGCAAAACCUACUAUUAUCAAAAGCAUAUAAGGAUAUCAAAGCCAUGAUGGACAAAUCUAAAGUUGAUUUACAUGACAAAGAGGAGUAUGUCAACUUUUUAUUAUGGGAUUUUGCUGGUGAUGAAGAAUUUUACCACACACAUCAAACAUUUUUGUCCCAAGAUGCAAUUUAUCUUGUUGUAACAAAACUGAAUGAGGCUAAUGACAAAAAUGCACAGGACAUGUUUCAGUUGUGGAUGAAUUCAAUACAUUGCUACUGUAGGCUUGAUGAUCAGCAAAAUAAACCUGAACGUGUAACUCCUACAAUGGAUGACAGUAUGGAGAAAGAGGAGACAAAUAUGUGUGAUCCACCAGUAAUUCUUGUUGGUUCACAUAAAGACAAAGUCAGAAAUUCAAAGGGAGAAACGAUAGAGAUUGAAUGCAAGAAGCAGAUUGAAAGCUUCGUGAAAGGUGUUUCAGAUGAUGCCUGUGGACAUAUACGAUCUGAAUACUUCAUUUCAAAUACAAAAGAUGAUGAUUGUGAAUUCAAGAAAAUAAAACAGGACAUAUUAAACUUAGCCAGAGGAAUGAAAUCAUGGAAUAAAACUUACCCAUUGAAAUUUACACAACUGGAAAAAAGUCUUCAAGAGAAGAUGACAGUGUUACAAAUUCCAAUUAUAACUUUUAAUGAAUUGAUGAGUAUCUCUCUUGAAACACCAAUGCCAAUGAAUGAUGAGGAACUUGUGUUGUUUUUGAAAUUUCAACAUGAAUUAAGAGCUAUAGUUUAUUUUGAGGAUCUUCCUGAUUUUAUCAUUUUAGAUACACAGUGGUUGUCCGACGCCUUUAAAUGCAUAGUAACAGCAGAGAAAUUUCAAUUUGAUGUAAGCAGACAUAAAAUGAAGGACAAACUGGAGGAUUUAAAUGUUAGAGGAAUAUUACACACUGAGGUUUUAGACGAUAUAUUUAAAGAUAAAAGAAAUGUUUUGUAUAAACAUGAGAAACAUAAAGAUGAUAUCCUUAAUAUUAUGGAGAAGUUUGAUAUCAUUAUACCUGCAACCGGAGAAAGUGCUGAUGAAAAACCUUGCUUCUAUGUUCCUUGCAUGGUCAAAUCUAAACCAGAAAAUGACAUAUAUGAGAUGUUCAACGUGACCAAGGAUACCUGUAAGAAAUCCACCUGGUUAUGUUUUAAGUUUAGGUUUCUACCACCACAUCUUAUUAAUCAUUUGAUUGCUUCAUUGAGCAGGAAGUAUAAAAUUGCAGUAGUAGAUACCCCUGAACAGGAGAAGAGUGAAAUUGCACUUUUCAGAGGUAUUGCUGUAUUUGAAUUAGAGGAGACAAUAAAGUUAAGAAAACUACUUUUAAGGACAUGCCCAAAUUUGAUUCAAAUUCAGGUUUUAGAAUUCAGAAAGGAAAUUAAAACUGGCAUGUACAAACACAUUGCAUCCUUUGUGACAGAGGAAAUAGACAAGAUAAUAAGUAGAAGAUUCAAAAUGUCAAAUGUAAAAUUUGAGAAAAGGUGGAAAUGUGACCUCAAAAACCCAGACUCUGUUACCGGAUUGAUUGAUUUUAGUGCAGAGCAGGAUAAAGUAUAUUAUUGUGAGGCAUGUACAACUACACACGAGUUUAACAAUGAAUGGUCAGAUCUAGAAGUAAGAACGUCUUGUUUGUCACAGAGUUCUGAACAAAUUCCAAGCUUGAAUCUUUACCCUGAGAUCUCCGGUCAAAUACAGAGAACUGGAACAUCCACCAAGGUACGUGUCCACGUCCAAGCUGGUGAUAGAGUGUUUUCAAAUGUCAAUCAAGAGGCAACAAGUACAGCCAGUUUUUCAGGGUUCACCAAAGAGGAAAUCAAUUUUACAAAGAUGGGAAUGAUCGUGCUGAAUAUUCUGGCUGAUGCUUCAUAUGACCUCUUAAAACCAGACAAACCAAAUCUACGUCCAAGAAGCGAUUGUGAUAUAACUCACUUGUACAGUGAGCACAGGAAACUAAAUAAACACAUUCCAAGUAAUUUAUGGGGCGGGACAUGGCAAACUAUUCAGAAUACAGACAUAGCUAUUGGAGAUGAUAUUGAGCGCAUCAGACUAACAAGAAACGAACUACAACACUCUCGCAUAUUUAAACUUGAAGACAAACGUUUUAUUGAAUUAUGUAAUAUAUUAAGCGACCUUUUAAAACGAUUUGAUCUCCAUAACACACCAACAAGGCUGUAUACAGAUGCGCUGAAUGACAUUUUGGCUAAAACUAUUUCUGCAGAGGAAGUUAAAUCAAUUGAAAAUGAUAUACAUGUAUUGGGAAUGAGGAUUGAAGUUGAAAUUGAACACUAAAUCAAACAGUUAUUUAUACACGUCAUGGGAAAUAUACAUACAUUGUUCUGCCAUAGCAACAGAUUUGCAGAAGACCAAACCUUUUUGGAUAGAAGGCAAUCAUCUAUAAUUGAGACGUUAUUCUGUUGAUGAAGCAUUAUAAAGUUAGAAUGAAACUAUAUAGUCAUAAAACUUAAGAAAGAAAUGAGAAAGAUGAAAAAGGUGGACCACAUGGAAAUAAUGGGACUAAAGUUAAAGAUUUGAUCAAUACUGGAUUGUAUAAAUACUUUUUUUUCAAAUGUAAUCACAUACGGCAAAGACUUUAAUGUUGAUAUUGCUAAAUACUGUAUUAAUUGUAAUACGUACAUUAAAAUGAAUAUCUGUUUAUAAACAUAUAUAUAUUGUUUUAACAAUUUGUAUAACGUUAGGGUACCCAAAUUGCACCUAUUUUGAUAGUUUGUUCACCUAGGUUUUUUUUAUAGUACAGACAAAAGUUUCCA
This is a messenger RNA of Mytilus trossulus (common blue mussel), 4142 nucleotides long. RefSeq lists its product as uncharacterized. The coding region runs from base 1 to 3663 and encodes 1220 amino acids. The transcript has 17 exons. Gene Ontology annotation, molecular function: protein binding. NCBI's taxonomy places the organism in Eukaryota, Metazoa, Mollusca, Bivalvia, Mytilida, Mytilidae. The record is from RefSeq and is a predicted model, not a curated record.